CGCAGACAGAGGAAUAAAUUAAGAAGAAUGAGGAGUUGGGAUACUAAUUGGAGAUCUUGCUCGUUAAUAACGAGGGGGGAGCAUGUCUAUUUCAUACUCAUGCUCAUCAUAAUCCUAUACUUCAUUAUUGAAAACAAAAGUAAACGGAGAGAAAAUAACAUAAAUUAUAAUUAUAAUUGCGUAUCCCGCUUUCUUGUUUUUUAACGAUCGAGAGCGAACGCAGUUCUUUCUGGCCUUGCCUAAAAUAACGUUUAUUCUGGCUGGCCCUGCCCUUCCUAUUCCACCAUCGCUCUGAGAACAAACCAAGCAAAGAAUACACCAACCGAAUUCAAAGGAUUCCUUUUGUUUUUGCCUUUAUUCUCACUCCUUCCCUUCCUUCAUCCGUUGAUUUUUGCCCACUUUACUCGGUCGGCUCUGUUAUCCAUCCAACACAGGAGCAAUCACUGAGUCUUCGUAAAGUAUUGUUUAUCUUUGCAGGGAAGGUAAGGAUGAUUAGAGGAUCAUGAGCUGCUUUGGCUGUUGCAAAAAAGGUGACGAUCACCAGGCUCCUGAUAAUGGGCCCUUCGUCCCAAAGCCAACCUAUCCCGCUGGGGUCAGUGGUUAUACUGGUAGACAAUUUUCAACGACCACUCCACACACCGUUAAUGUUCAACCCAUUGCGGUCCCUUCCAUUUCAGUUGAUGAAAUGAAGUCCCUGACUGAUAAUUUUGGCGCAAAAUCUUACAUUGGUGAGGGGGCAUACGGUAAGGUAUACCACGGUGUAUUGAAAAAUGGGCGUCACGUGGCGAUUAAGAGGUUAGAUUCCAGCAGGCAACCAGAGAGCGAAUUCCUUGCUCAGGUCUCAAUCGUAUCAAGGCUAAAGCACGAAAAUGUUGUUGAGCUUCUUGGUUAUUGUGCCGAUGGUGCUUUCCGAGCCCUGGCCUUUGAGUAUGCUCCUAAAGGAACUCUUCAUGAUAUUCUACAUGGACGCAAAGGCGUGAGGGAUGCACAACCAGGUCCAACACUGUCAUGGGCACAAAGAGUUAAAAUUGCAGUGGGGGCAGCUAGAGGACUUGAAUAUCUACAUGAAAAAGCAGAGACCAACAUCAUCCAUCGUUACAUCAAGUCUUGCAACAUACUACUUUUCGAAGAUGAUGUUGCAAAGAUUGCUGAUUUUGAUUUGUCAAAUCAAGCCCCUGAUGCUGCUGCUCGUCUCCAUUCUACUCGUGUUCUUGGAACCUUCGGUUACUAUGCUCCAGAAUAUGCCAUGACGGGUCAGCUCACUUCGAGAAGCGACGUCUACAGUUUUGGGGUUAUACUUCUAGAACUCUUAACCGGACGCAAACCUGUUGAUCAUACACUGCCGCGAGGGCAGCAGAGCCUUGUCACCUGGGCAACGCCACAACUGAGUGAAGACAAAGUGAAGCAGUGCGUGGAUGUGAAAUUAAAGGGAGAAUACCCUCCAAAGGCAGUUGCAAAGAUGGCUGCUGUUGCUGCACUGUGUGUGCAAUAUGAAGCUGAGUUUCGGCCAAAUAUGAGCAUUGUAGUGAAAGCUCUACAGCCUCUUCUUAAUCCUCGGUCUUCCGUUCACACAAAGCGGCCUCCCAACUUUUAAAUUCCCAAAUUCUUUUGAUCUAUCAUGCAACGAAUUGCCUUGUAACUAGUGCCACUAAAUAUUGACGGUGGCGUUCAGCUCCAUUGGCCCCAAAGUACUGUAUUCCUGAAGCAUUCUGUAGAUUGUGCUAUUCUAGGUAGGAGGUGGGAAAGAUGCAAUCAUAGUUAAGCUACUGGUUUUAAAUGCUUAAUAAAACUUUGUUAUUGUCUGCUAGUUCCUCUGACGAAUAUUUAAGCUAAUUUUUCAUACUUUUAGGCAAAAUCAUCCGAGGGUUUAACCCGUACGUUUUAAUAUCACCUCCUUUUUUUUUUUCCCGCUUUUGGAGCUGUAAAAUUGUUUUAGGAGAGAUGCUGAAGUGCUUGCGUGAAUGUUGUUGAA
Molecule: messenger RNA, 1972 nt
Organism: Neltuma alba
Lineage: Eukaryota; Viridiplantae; Streptophyta; Magnoliopsida; Fabales; Fabaceae
Product: pto-interacting protein 1
Exons: 9
Coding region: 503-1594 (363 amino acids)
Biological process (GO): protein phosphorylation
Molecular function (GO): ATP binding; protein kinase activity
Source: RefSeq, a predicted model, not a curated record